AUGAAAUGGAAUCUAAGUCGUACGCAUAAACCACACAAUUAUCCAUCCCGUCUCCCGAUGUCUACACAAACGUCUAACGUAAACGUCAAAGAAGAAAGCGCGGAUCGAAGUCGUACCCAUAAACCACGCAUUUAUCCAUCCCAUCUCUCGACGUCUACACAAACGUCUAGCUUAAACGUCGAAGAAGCAAGCUCGAAACGAAGUCGUACCCAUAAACAACAUUAUUAUCCAUCCCAUCUCCCGAUGUCCUCAAGAAAUUCCAACGUAAAUGUCAAAGCAGAAGAAAGUCCAAGUGAUUUUCCAAUUUCCCAUGUUCAUUCAAAUAGCAAUCAUAUUAAUAGAAUACAAAAUGCAACGGUUAUAUUUUCAAAUAAUCAAAAUGAAAAUGGUUAUCAUCUGUGA
Molecule: messenger RNA, 402 nt
Organism: Trichobilharzia szidati
Lineage: Eukaryota; Metazoa; Platyhelminthes; Trematoda; Strigeidida; Schistosomatidae
Source: the annotation of a GenBank genome assembly